AUGGAGAAUAGUGCAGAAGAUGGUGAGAUUGUGAUAAUAGGAGGUGGUAUAUGCGGGCUUGCAACAGCACUUGCCCUUCAUAGGAAGGGAAUCAGGAGUUUGGUGUUAGAGAGAUCAGACAAGUUGCGAGCUACAGGAGCAGCUAUAAUUAUGCAGGCAAAUGGCUGGCAUGCACUUGAUCAGCUUGGCGUUGCUUCAUCUCUUAGACACACUGCCAUUCCAAUACAACGGGGGAAAACGAUAUUGCUUAGCGAGGCAGAAGAGGAAAAGGAAACACCUUUGGGGACUAGUAAAGAAUUUCGGUGUUUAAAGCGUGCUGAUCUAAUCAAAGCCAUGGCCAAUAACUUGCCGGUAGGAACUAUACGCACGAGCUGUCAAGUGCUUUCCAUUAAAUUAGAUCCUGUCACACAUUUUCAACACCUUACUCUUAGCGAUGGUACAAUCCUUCAAGCCAAGGCUGUUAUUGGAUGCGACGGGGUGAAUUCUAUAGUUGCAAGCAUGGUUGGUUUGCGGCCAGUGAGGUUCUUGCCCCUCUCAACUUGCGUUGCACGAGGCUUCACAUAUUAUCCUGAUGGUCAUCAAUUUGGUGCUGAGUUUGUUAUGAUAAUCAAAGAUCAAGUUCGACUUGGAAGGGUUCCUGUGUCUUAUAACCUCGUUUACUGGUUCGUCACAAGGCCCUGGACUAAUCAAGAUUCAACCAUUUCAAAAAACCCAGUUCUUAUGAGACAAUCUUUAAUGGAUUCACUGAAGGAUUUCCCGGCACACACAAUGGAGAUGAUAAGAAAUUGUGAUAUGAACAUGUUGCAUCUCACGGACUUGAAGUACCGCCCCCCAUGGGACUUACUUCUUGACAACUUCAGGAGAGGGACAGUGACGGUGGCCGGCGACGCCAUGCACGGCACAGGGCCAUUCAUUGCACAGGGUGGCGCAGCAUCCAUAGAAGAUGCAAUUGUUCUAGCUAGAUGCCUGGCAAAAAAGAUGCACAAUAAUGAUGCUAAUAAGAGAGUGCAAGUAGAAGAUAAUACUCUCAUAGAGGAAGCAUUUGAUGAAUAUGUGAAAGAAAGGAGGAUGAGAAUUUUUUGGCUCUCUUUAAAUUCUUUCUUUAUUGGGAAGAAGCUUGAUGCACAAUCCCUCAUAGUGAAAGUGAUUAUCGUUGCCCUCAUUGUUGUUCUAUUUAGAGAUCCCGAUUGGCAUAUCCACUAUCAGUGUGGAACUCUAUGA
Arachis stenosperma is the source of this 1221-nucleotide messenger RNA. RefSeq names its product monooxygenase 1-like. Bases 1 to 1221 code for a protein of 406 amino acids. The transcript has 6 exons. Gene Ontology annotation, molecular function: FAD binding. NCBI's taxonomy places the organism in Eukaryota, Viridiplantae, Streptophyta, Magnoliopsida, Fabales, Fabaceae. The record is from RefSeq and is a predicted model, not a curated record.